Messenger RNA from Phacochoerus africanus (Common warthog), 3037 nucleotides. It is a transcript of the gene C1QTNF6, whose product is annotated as C1q and TNF related 6. Bases 161 to 961 code for a protein of 266 amino acids. Gene Ontology annotation, molecular function: protein binding. The record is from RefSeq and is a predicted model, not a curated record. The transcript has 3 exons. NCBI's taxonomy places the organism in Eukaryota, Metazoa, Chordata, Mammalia, Artiodactyla, Suidae.
CCUCCCUCCCUCCUCGGCCAGCCAGCCAGCCAGCCGGCCGGCCCUGGGGGUCUGCGCCAGCAACAAGUUAUUACCGCAGACAUGGACCAAGGAACCAGAGGCCGCCCAGAGGCCCGCGGUCCAUGAGCUGCAGUUCAAGGCUGCAGGACACUGGGUCACCAUGGGGAGAGCUGCCCUGGGCCUUCUCUGGGCAGUGCUCCUGUUCCCUGUCUCCACAUCUGGAAUCCCCACUGAGGAGCCCACGUCUGGGGAAGCCGUGGCCUCCAGGUCCUCCAGGCACUGUCGACGAUGCUGUGACCCCCAGGACCCCCUGGUCCUUGCUGAUGCCCCCGAGGUAUCCUCGGCCUCUCCGUCUGCCCUGCCCUAUGUGCUGCCUGAGGUCAGGCCCUACGUUAAUAUCACCAUCCUAAAGGGUGACAAAGGGGACCGAGGCCUGCUGGGCACACCCGGGAAGCUGGGCAGGGAGGGACCCCGGGGGGAACGCGGCCCCCAGGGCACCAAAGGUGCCAAGGGGCAGGCGGGCAGCCCUGGCAGCCCGUGCCAGAUGCGCUUCUCGGCCUUCUCCGUGGGCCGCAAGACGGCCCUGCACAGUAGCGAGGGUUUCCAGCCGCUGCUCUUCGACACGGUCUUCGUGAACCCGGAUGGGCACUUCGACCUGGCUGCCGGCCACUUCGUCGCCCCCCUGCGUGGCCUCUACUUCUUCAGCCUCAACGUGCACAGCUGGAACUUCAAGGAGACCUACGUGCAUGUCGUGCACAACGACAAGGCGGCCGUCAUCCUGUACGCGCAGCCCAGCGACCGCAGCAUCAUGCAGAGCCAGAGCGUGAUGUUGGCCCUGGCCCCGGGGGACCGCGUCUGGGCGCGGCUCUUCAAACGCGAGCGUGAGAAUGCUGUCUACAGCGAUGACAUUGAUACCUACAUCACCUUCAGUGGCCACCUCAUCAAGCCCGAGGAUGAUUAGUGCUUCCGGGGGCGCAGCUCCGAUGUGCGAUGGCCAUGGGCAGGUCUGUCCCCUGCGGGGCCUCAGUUUGCCUGUCUGUAAAGUGGGCCCUGGGACCUGGCAUUCUGGGCAGACUUCCUUCGCUUUCCUUUCCUCCGUCAUCCCUCCCAGGCUCUCUGUUUCUGCCUCUCUCCUCUCUUGGACAUAUUUCAAGAAACCUCCCUAAUCUAAAUCUUCUAGAAUUUUCCCGGACUUUUAGGCCAGCCCUUCUCAAACUUGAACGUGCCUACGAAUCACCCAGGGAUUGUGCUAAAAUGCAGAUUCAGAUUCAGCAUGUGUGGAGUGGGCCCAGGAUUCUGCAUUUCUUUAUUUUUAUUUUUUGCUUUUCAGGGCCACACCUGCGGCAUAUGGAGGUUCCCAGGCUAGGGCUCGAGUGAGAGCUGUAGCUGCCGGCCUACAUACACCACAGCCACAGCCACAGCAACACAGGAUCUGAGCCACAUCUGCAAUCUAUACCACAGAUCAAGGCAACACCAGAUCCUUGACCCACUGAGCAAGGCCAGGGAUCGAACCUGUGUCCUCAUGGAUGCUAGUCAGAUUCGUUAACUGCUGAGCCACCACAGGAACUCCAGGAUUCUGCAUUUCUAAUACACUCCUGGGUGAUGCUGGUGCUGUUGGUCUAUGGACCUUACUUGAGGAACCCGGUUCUAUCACUUUAGCAAUAUUCCAGUACUUUCUGAUCAUCCUGGAGUCUUCCACUCAUUCUAGAAUCUUCCCAACAUCCUUCAAUUCUCUCAUCCUUUUAGGACACGCUCUCCUCUGGCUCUUGCCCCUUCUCCCUUCUCUCUCACUCUUGUCUGCAUCCCCACUUGUGUAGCCGCAGUUCAUGUACUCAUUCAUCAAACACUCACUGAGCACUCACUCUGCACCAAGCGCUAGGGAGGCUGAGGUGAACCAGACAGAGGCCUUACUCUGGGCGAGCGCCUAGUCCAGCCAGGGCAGGGAGACCCAGAGGAUUCUGAAAACAGACCUAGAGAAACGCAUGGGGCUCUCAUCACAUAAAUCUGUGUCCUGGGCGUUCAGACUCUGUAGCCCCUCAUUACCCGCCCCUCCCCAAGGUUGGUGGGAUAAGGUACCUGAGCUGGGGGGUGUCCUCUGCCUGUUUCUCUCUUUUCUGCCCAGUGCCCAUCAUUACAGCAAACCCAGAGGGGCCUUGGUCAGGGGGAAAGUGCUGUGAGGAUAAGGCCCCGGAGCUUGGGGGCAUUUGGGGAUAAGGGGUCCCCCGGGGAAGGGAGUCGAGGCCCUUAGCUCCCCACAUGGGGGGCGGAUGGUAGCCUGCGAGGACUCCCACCCUCCUCAGUGCAUCCCCCUACCCCAUGCCCCACGCCCAGGCCGCUGUCAGGGCCAUGCUCAGCCUGCUUUGCCAAAGGUGCCUGGGCCUCAGUUUUCCGUGGCUCCCGCCGGCCACUAUCAGACACUGAUGUCUUUCCCCAGGUGUCUGACCCCGCCUUGGCCUCUCCAGCCCGGUGCCCCCUGACCCCCAGGCUCUAUUAAGGUGCUGAGGCCCUGGUGGGCAGCUCCUGCCCAGUGGAGACCCCUCUGGCCAGUUGCUGUCAUUACAACCGCUGCUGCAAUGAGCCAGAAUGGAAGGUAUUAGGCUUUGGACCCCUCAGCAGGUCUGGGGAACCAAAGCAGGCAAUGUUCCAUGUCUGGUGGGGGGACCCUCCUCUGAGCCACGAUGCCAAGGGAGGCACUGGGAGAGGCUGAGGCCAAGCGAGGGACAUCGCGACUUCUGUCCCUUCCCCUCUCCCAGGGUGGGACAGCUUUCCUCUCCCCAGACCCUAGGCAGCCUGAACCUCUCCCCAGAAGGGCGGCCUCCGCCCAUUGGUGCUUAUGCAGCCUCAGGGGCAGAGGUGGCCCUGGGGUGGUUUCUGGUGCUUACUCCUGGCCAAGGGACCCCUGGCUGUGUGGCUGUGUGACGGCAGCAGGGCCCCACCCAGCCCUAGGAAGGCUGGUGCUAAAUGACCACCUCCCCAGCCCGACCUGGCCCCUGCCCGGCUUAUCCAGCGUGAUUAAAAGCUGCGUGUCUUCUUGGCA